Messenger RNA from Acanthopagrus latus (yellowfin seabream), 4410 nucleotides. RefSeq names its product peripherin 2a (retinal degeneration, slow) (gene prph2a). Gene Ontology annotation, biological process: visual perception. NCBI's taxonomy places the organism in Eukaryota, Metazoa, Chordata, Actinopteri, Spariformes, Sparidae. Gene Ontology annotation, cellular component: membrane. The record is from RefSeq and is a predicted model, not a curated record. The transcript is spliced from 3 exons. Bases 2139 to 3173 code for a protein of 344 amino acids.
UGUCCACAAAGUUAAUAAGACUAAAUGAAACUGAACGUUAUAAAAUGAUUUCAGGAAUGUAUGAUACAGCAUUAUUAAGGCAAGACGUGGUUAAUUAAUGUUGCAACCAACAUUGAUUUUUGAUUUUGUGAAUAUUUUCUUUAUCAAACAGAAAGAAAAUAGUUUUAAAAUGCUGAUCACAAUUUUCUUAGGCGCUUGCCGACAUCUCCAGGUCACUUGCUUCAUCUGCUGAUCGGUCAAAAACCUUUAGAUGGUUAUUUUACUGACACAUUAAAAAGGUAAGUUUAAAAUUCUCACAGUUGCGAAGCUGAAGUAAGGGGCUGGUUGGUACUUUCACAAUGACUGACAUCCCCAGUAUAUAAACCAGUCUGUACUUUCUGUGCACUCAACUUAUUAGAACAGUUCACCUCCUGCUGAUUUAUUCUUACAGAAAACGUUCAACAACUUUAACUGUGGUAUGAAUAAGGGGGAAAUUGCUGCCACCAGUCUUCCUGUUGCUAUCAGAACGUGCUCUCAAAAUGUGGGAAUUAUAAGCCGAGGGUCAUUUAUCUGAUACAACAUUUUUGUGAGAGUGUUCCAGGAGCCGUGGUGGAUAUUUAAGCAUAAUGAACCAAUCAUCUGAACACUGGAAUGGACUGUUAAUGAUAGUCAUCGCUGCAAAGAAAUUUUCAGCUUCCUGUUGCCCAGGUGUGAUAUUAAUGACUAAACCCCUGAACCUCUUGUAGAGUUACUCUGCUCAAUCAGCGUGUAACCCACCCUGCAGCGGGACGGGAGUGAGGCCAGAUAAAAAGCCUUUUCCUUCAGUGCUUUGCCUUUAUGCUUCUUGAUGCCACCAGCUGUGAAUAGCACUCCAACUCCUCUUUGCUGCCUCAAUCAUACAGAAUGGAACUAAAUCCAGCCCCUGCAAUGUGUUUUAAACGUAUAACCUAUUGAAAUGAGACGCAAUUAAGGAGUUCCUUACAAAAAGGUGGAUGAAAGAUGUGAUGAAAGAGGCGUAAAGAAGCCGUGCAGUGACGACUCUGAAUAGCGAUCCGCGGGAACAGCAACCACUCAGCUGUGACGCGUCAUAAGCAUCACUGCAAACCCUCAUGUGAGGUCAAAGUGAUGUGUUGAAGGAGUCAUUCAGGGAAAGGCUCGGCUUUGAUCAGGCUCAUGUUUGUGCCAGAGAUAGUCGUUGAUUCUUACCGCCAAGAUAGAGUGGUAAUAAGACAAUAAGAUCAUUUGGAGGACUUAAACCUACGUAUUAGCUCGCAAGAUUAACGUCCAUAUUUAUUGUUGUGUGACCAUCCAGCCAAGUUGUCUCAGGUUUGUGCUUUUUGUGCAGCUAUAAAUAAACUAAUCACAUAUUCAGUGGUAAUAAAGGGGUCGAGAUGUGAUCCGGGACGCUUUUCUCUUUCAGUCAAUGGGAUGCUGGGGCUUGAACAAAACGGCCUAAGUGCCCGAAGGUGAAGACAUCCUGUUUGUGUUGAACUUGUCGACCCUCCACCUGUGAAUGGGUUUGCUCUUGUGAUUAGCUCCAUUCCCAUGUUCGUGGUUAGUUAGUUAGUUGGUGUGUUCGAUCAAGGCGACCAUGACCACGUGAACGCUCAAACCAAUUAUGGCCCCUGGCAGCGGCUUACGACCAGGCUCAUCUUGUGUAGAGGGAUUUUGGCAAAUUGGAUCAGGCUACUUACAGGGGCUUAGCAUGACGUACUGCAACUUUGAGUUCAAUCAUGAGGAUCCUCGGCAAUCCUCCACCUCUCCUGGAGAAACAACACCACGGUUAGCUUCACCUGUGUGUUAAAGAAGACAAAUUGGUAAAAGUUUGGGGAAAAUAAAGCGUCAAGAAAGUUCAAGUUUCGGUCACAAUGGGAGAGGAGUUAGCUUUGGAGAAAUAACAUUUCUUGGCUGUUCCCGGGUCACCCUGGGCUCUUCAUCUCUGCUCCCUUGCUGUGGGAUGGAUUACAGGCUGAGCUGACUCUCCUGCCCUGUUGGACCAGCCAGAGAGUGAAGAGACUGGAAUACAGGAGCUGCAGGUUGGCGCAUUCAAGAAACAUUUCCCUGAACUGAGGGGCUAACUGGAAAUCUUAUAGCUCCUGCUGUUCUAGAUCCUCAUCGACUUUCUUCUUCACAGGCGAGGACGCAUCACAGCUUGAAAAAUGGCUUUGAUGCCGGUCAAGUUCGACCUGAAGAAGCGGGUGAAGCUCGCCCAGACGGUCUGGUUCAUGUACUGGUUCGCCGUAAUGGCUGGCGUGCUGGUCUUCAGCAUGGGCCUGUUCUUUAAGAUCGAGCUGCGAAAGCGCUCAGAACUCAUGGACAACAACGAGAGCCACUUCUUGCCCAACCUGCUCAUAUUCAUGGGUCUAGUAGCCUGCGGCAUCAACGCCUUGGGAGGCAAAAUCUGCUACGACUCGCUGGAUCCUACCAAGUUCAUGAAGUGGAAGCCCAUUUUGAAGAAUUUCCUGGUGAUGUGCGUUGUGUUCAACUGCCUGCUGCUCGUGACAGCCGUGCUGUGCUUCCUGAUGAGGAUCCCCCUGCAGUUCACCCUGGCCGAGGGGCUGAGGAACGGCAUGAAGUUCUACAAGGACACGGACACGCCGGGGCGCUGCUACAUGAAGAGGACCCUGGACCUGAUGCAGAUGGAGUUUCGCUGCUGCGGAAAUGACAACUUCAGAGAUUGGUUCGAGAUUCAGUGGGUUAGCAACCGCUACCUUGAUUUCAGCUCAAAGGAAGUCAAAGACCGCAUUGGGAGCAACGUGGACGGCCAGUAUCUGAUGGACGGAGUCCCGUUCAGCUGCUGUAACCCCAGCUCCCCCAGACCCUGCAUCCAGGGCCAGAUGACCAACAACAGCGCCCACUACAGCUACGACCACUACACGGAGGAGCUCAACGUGUGGAGGCGCGGCUGCCGCGAGGCCAUGCUGUCCUACUACGGAGGGAUGAUGAACACCAUCGGAGCCCUGGUGGUGCUGGUCACGAUGCUGGAGUUUGCGGUGACCAUCGGCCUGCAGUACGUGAACACCUCCCUGUCCACCCUGGUGAACCCGGAGGACCCGGAGAGCGAGAGCGAGGGCUGGAUCCUGGAGAAGACGGUGGGGGAGACGUUCACCGACAUCAUGGCCAAAAUGAAGGCCAUGGGCAAAGGAACCAAAGUGGAGGAGGGGGGCGAGGUAGCGGUGGCCACGGUGAGCUGAGCGAACCCCCUCCUGCAAAAACUGACACCGCUCCCACCUGAAGAGGAGCUGAGGGGGACGUGUGAGAUCACAACGUUUUUCUACCAACAUUUAUUACGUAGACACUACCUACACACACAGAUUUGGCUAUGAACUCCUUCCAAACGGACUCCUUGCAUGAAUAAAUUAUAAACUGUUAUGUCCAAACAUAGACAGAGAUGAAGAGUAAGAAGAGUUACGUUAGGGUUUUUGUUUUGCUUUUUUUUUUCAUUUCCACCGAAUGAAUCCAUCUCAGGCUCCAACUUUUUGCUUCACGACUUACUUUAAAAAUGCCGUUUUCAUUUCAAGUCAGGUAAAUGUGAUGUGUGUUGAUAUAAUCGUCAGACUCAAGAUUGUAUAACAAAAUGAUAGUUUUGAAGUCCCUUUAUGUCGCUUUUAAAAAGCAAAAUUCUAGAUAAAAAAAGGAUGACAAAAUAAUGAAUCAUUAAGAAAACUAUUGCAGGUGGGGUGUCAGAGAAGCUGCUCCGUAGUCUGGAGGUACGGCAGCGGACGCUCCUGUACCGCCUGUCAGACGGCAGCAGGGUAAACACGCUGAUGGAGGUAAAAAGCUCGGGAAGUGUGAGAAGUUUUGGGAGGAUUGUCAGACACAAGAUUCAGCAUCAUUCUCCGACCGGCUGCUCUGUAGUCUGGUGCAACGGCAGCGGAUGCUCAGCGGUGGUUUUUGAGACCUGUUUAACACUUUGGCUUGUAGCUCAUACUGUACAUAGACAAAUCAAACUGAGUAAGACCUUUUUUUUAUACUCCAGUCCACCGUCAGAUCCUCUGGAUGAGCUCCUGAGAUGGAGUUAAAACGAUGAUUUGAAUGAAUCGGUAUGAGUUAUGUGUGAAUGUUGCAGCACGUGGUCGCCGAGUGAGGCGCGAGAACGGGGUCUCCCCGGGAGAGAAGCAGGGCCUCGAACCUGUGGAGGCGACGACUGAAACUGGCAGCUAAAUCUUGGCUCCGGACCGCUGUACUGUAAUCUCAGAUCCUCGUUGGUGUUUCCCUUUUUGUGCAUUCAGUAUCUGUAUAUUGACACGUAUGUAUGUAUGUAUGUAUGUAUGUAUAUUCUAACAACCGAGUUUCUUUGUACAUAGUGUAGAAAAAAAAAACGAUGAAAGAAUUUAACUUUUUUAAACAAGAUUGUAAUUAAGCUAAAUCUUUUAUUUAAAUCCAUGUAAAGACUGUUUUUUUUUUCCAUAUGAUUAUUUUAUUUUUCUU